This is a messenger RNA of Hyaloscypha bicolor E, 822 nucleotides long. RefSeq lists its product as uncharacterized. The record is from RefSeq and is a predicted model, not a curated record. The transcript has a single exon. Bases 1 to 822 code for a protein of 273 amino acids. NCBI's taxonomy places the organism in Eukaryota, Fungi, Ascomycota, Leotiomycetes, Helotiales, Hyaloscyphaceae.
AUGCCUUCUAGGUUUCUCGAAGAUUUACCAGGAGAGAUCCGCGCCCAAAUAUAUUCCUACGUUCUCGCCCCAACCGGUUGCAUCACACCGAAACGAACUUCCACAGGCGCAACCCUCUGGUCCUGGCCCUCGCUCUUCCCAAACGAAGAAGUCAACCUCAGCCUGCUUCAAACCUGCAGGCAGAUCCACGAAGAAUCAAAAGAUGUUCUAUGGAGCGACAAUAUUCUCUGCUUCCCCCCUCGCAGAAGCAUCUUCGAUCCCGAAGAAGACGCCGUUUUCGUGCGCAGCAACUCCCAUUUCUCUCGACAUGUCCGCACUGUCGAGCUACGCUUCACGCCCUCCUCUUUCGAUUUAGCCAAAGUCGCUACAUUUCUUCAACCCCUCGGUGCAUGGGACUCUGGGGUGCUUCGAGAGGUUCGAUUUACAAUCUCUGGGAUGGGCACAAUGACGAUGUUUGGCGAGUUGGUCUCGGUGAUAUGGCAGCGAGCGAUGAGGCGCCAGCGGUACCCAAACAUGAAGCUCGGAGGUUUUGAUUCUGCCAGUCUUUUCAAUAUACUUAGGCUUGCUGGAAAUGAGGAGACGGGACAUCUGCGGCAUUUGAGGAGGAGAUUGAAUAUCCAACUGGGGAUAAGACUUUCGUCGAAUAAGGCAAGACGGGAAUGGUUUAGUGUUCAUAAACCGGAAGACUGUGAGGAAACACUGAGGGAGCUGCACCAAUCCUUGGGUGGAGAGCUAUACAUGGACGGCGUAUUGUGCUAUAAGGAUGGCUUACGACUUCGAGAGACCUUCGCGGCUUGGGAAGCCGAGAGUAGUGAAGAUUGA